GAAACAUUUAAAAAAAUAUAUGGGGCGGAAAGACGCUUUCGUAGUUUCUAAGUAAUUUUAACUUUAUUUUGUGUUUCAGUGUUGUAAAAGUUCAGUGAUUUCUUUGAAAAUUGAGGAUUUUGAAGCAGAGUCUAGUUAUUUAAAUAAUGAGUCAAAAAACGUCGCGCAAAGGGGUAGUGACUGAUGAAAAGGAGAAGAGGCAAACUGACAGUCCUGUUAAAGACAUGAAAAAGAAAAUGGCUGCCAAUGCUGAGAAAGAAAAGCAAGCCGCCGAGAAAUCCAACGAGAAACCUGAGAAACCCACAGAAAAAACAGAUAAACCAGCAGAUAAGGGCGAGAAGGUUCCAGAGAAAAAGACAGACAAAGCUGAAAAGAAGCCAGAGGCAGAUAAGAAGAUAGAAAAAACUGAAAAGAAACAAGAGGCUGACAAGAAGUUAGAAAAGAAACAAGAGGCAGAGAAGAAAGAUGACAGCACCAGUAAAGAUGAUAAAGCUGCGAAGCCGGAGAAAUCGAACGAGGCGAAACCUUCAAAGCCCAAACAUAACGGGAGCGCGCGCGUAAAUGGCGCCACAAACGGCGAUCACAACGGAACGGUGAGUGCGCCGGACUACGAGGACGAGGACGGGGACGAGGACGAGGAGGGCGAGGGGGACGAGAUGUUCCCCGAGCUCAAGUACGACGACACCUCCGACCCCGAGUUCGAACCUGACGCGCCGCACGGCAGGAGCAUUACGCGGCGCUCGCAGGCUAAAGUGACGCGCACGCCGGAGACGCCGCGCCCCGCCUCCGACCGACACACGGACGCCGCUGACGACUCGAAAGAUUCGAAGGUGCUCAAACUAAAGGAAGACGUGCCCUCGACGGAUCGCAAAUUACGCUCUGCAGACUCGCCAAAACCUGAAUCCAAAAAACAGCAGGAGAACAAACAAGAGCCCGCCAAGAAGCCAGAAUCCCAGGAUAAACCUCAGGAAUCACCUAAAAAACCGCAAGAAACACAGAAGAAAGAGGAAUCAGCUAAAAAAACUCAAGAAACACAAGACAAACCACAAGAGCCUAGCAAAAAAGUACAAGAUUCACCUAAAAAGGCAGAUAGUGUUAACAGAGAUGAGAAGGAGAAUGGCGAUGGAAAUAUGGAUAUCGUGGAAAUCGAAGAUGAAGGUGAGUGUAGUUUAUAGAAUAUUCUUUGAA
Diatraea saccharalis (sugarcane borer) is the source of this 1188-nucleotide messenger RNA. NCBI's taxonomy places the organism in Eukaryota, Metazoa, Arthropoda, Insecta, Lepidoptera, Crambidae. The record is from the annotation of a GenBank genome assembly.